Molecule: messenger RNA, 5445 nt
Organism: Danio aesculapii
Lineage: Eukaryota; Metazoa; Chordata; Actinopteri; Cypriniformes; Danionidae
Gene: nt5dc1
Product: 5'-nucleotidase domain containing 1
Exons: 12
Coding region: 452-1837 (461 amino acids)
Molecular function (GO): 5'-nucleotidase activity
Source: RefSeq, a predicted model, not a curated record
GGGCCGUGUCACAUCUGUUCAAUGAACGAACGAGUGGGCGAAUAUACAAGUCUAGCCAACUUUACCUCAAUUUCAAUAAUUCAGUGACAUUUUCUUCGCGUUAUUACGGUAAAACACCCGGAAAUGUGCGUCUAUUCGGAGGAUACCCCAUUAGAUUCGUGCAUGCAAGCAUGAUACACAGCUCCGUGUUGUCGGUGUGUGUGUUAAAACCGGAGUUUCUGCGUUAAACACGCGAUUAGCGGAAGCGCGCACAUCUCCCGUGACACCGUUUCCGUAGAAACGCGGCGUGUAGUCUUCGUGACAUUGUUAUCCCACGUGUUGCAGAACAAGCGAACCCAUCCAUCGCAGACUCCCGCCACCGACAGCUCCGAGUCGUCGCUGUCACCGCAAGACGACACGACUCCCGCAAACCUCCCCGUUAACGUCGCCCGUUUCUCCUCGAGCCCGUACGAUGAGUGAAUACUUCUCGCUGUCGGAGUGUGAUGUCAUCGGCUUUGAUCUGGACCACACGCUCUGUCGAUACUAUCUGAAGGAGACCUCCAGGCUGAUCUAUGAGAGCUUUGCACGGUAUCUGGUGGAGCACAAGGGCUAUGAUAAAGAUCUGCUCCAUCUAACACCUGCCACUUGGGAUUUCUGUUUUAAAGGUCUUGUGGUGGACCUUGAGGAGGGCAACCUGGUCAAGCUGGCAGAGGAUGGCACCGUUUUGAGGGCGACUCACGGCACAAAAAACCUGAGCACAGAUGACAUCGUAAAGCAUUACGGCCCAAAGCGAGAAUGGAAGCAUUUUAAUAGCCUUAAUACUUCAUACACUCGAUCUGCAAAAUACUAUUUUUACGACAACUACUUUGACCUGCCCGGUGCUCUUCUCUGUGCCAGAGUGGUGGAUAUGAUGAAUAAGCAAGGAACUGAAAUCACAUCUGACUUUUGGAAAGACAUCGUUGCUGCCAUUGAUCAUAAUUACAACACAUCUGCAUUUCGCGAGGACACAGGGACGUAUUUCCCCAGUGUGAAGCGCUGUCCCGGCCGGUACCUGCAGCCCUGUUCUGACACGGUCAAGAGAUGGUUAAGGAGCAUCAAAAACAGCGGCAAAAUCCUGCUGCUCAUCACCAGCUCACACUCCGACUACUGCAGGCUGGUGUGUGAGCACAUACUCGGAUCGGACUUUGAGGAGCUGUUUGACAUCAUUAUUACUAACGCUCUGAAGCCUGGAUUUUUCUCUCUGGUUCCACAGCAAAGGCCUUUCAGAACACUGGUGGACGAUGUUGAAGAUAGCGAAGGACUGCCGUCUCUGGAAAAGCCUGGAUGGUAUUCACAGGGCAACUGGCCUCACCUACACGAACUGCUGAAGACCAUGACCAACAAAGCAGAGCCCAAGGUGGUGUAUUUCGGAGACAGCAUGCGCUCGGACAUGUUCCCGGCCUGCAGCUUUGGGAAGUGGGAGACGGUGAUGAUUGUGGAGGAGAUGGAGGGAGAGGGCGUCCCACGAGCGAACGCCUGUCCCAGUAACAGCAGCAGCGGCGGCCCGAGCGAAGGCCCUGCGGAGAAAAAGGCCAAGUUUGAGGAUCAGGGAAUGAAAUCUCCGUCAGAUUCCUCAAAGCAGUGGGGCUCGUAUUUUGUGGAUGUGCAGAAGACUGAAGGAGAGGAAACGCAGAAGCUCACCUGGUGCUGCCACAGCAUCCACACAUACAGCACCAUGGCUAUACCCAGCAUCGAGGCGAUAGCAGAUCUUCCUCUAGACUUUAAGUUCCAGCGAUUUUCCUCAGAGAAGCCGAUCACGACAGGAUAUUACCCCAGACCUCCAGACUCGCUGCUGAAACGGGAAGAGAACUUGUCCUGAAGCCUGGCGUCCGUCUGUGCAGACAAGGAGAUUGUUUCACCGUUAACAUUUCCAAGCUUCACCAGAGCCAUCCAUUCGUCCAGUCAGUGAUACAGCUGUGUGAAUGUACCAUCCAGAGCAUUGUCUGUGUGCCUCCUCCUCACCUCUUCCCAAAUCACUGCGGUAUUACACAGUCUGAAGUGGUGUCUGUAAACGGUACAUGCGGAAUAGGAAGUCACAAUGUAUUGUGUCUCAUCCAGCGCUCACUACCAUUAAACUACUUUUAAUGGUGUACCGAAAAGAGCACAGCCUUUCGGUGAGCUGUGUGUGUGUUUUACUCUGAUUUUAUGAAGGGAAUGUUACCUCAGAGGAUCUGUUCUUGAAAACGCUUUCUGCAAGAAAGCAAGCACAAAUUGUAUUCAUGCAAUCCAGAAACAGCCGUGAGGUCUUUGUUUCUUUGGUGAUUGUUUGAUGUUUUUAAGUGUCGUAACCUGCAAGUUUAUUGUCCAAUUGUGUGCUCGGUUUUAUUUUUUCACCAUUUGAUUAUGAUUUCAGGGUCUUCGAUGUACUGUACCACACAUCUCUGUGAUAAAAGAAGAAAUGGAGGUCCUCCUAAAAACGCCAGAAGAGUAUUAGAGGAAUAGUUUAGCUAAAACUAGAAAUCAGCAUUAUUUACUCGCCAUGGUGAAGUCGCUGUGCUGUUGUUGGCUCUCAAAUCCUCCAUGCUGCUUUCUCCACACAACACCAGCUCCAAAUAAAAAGCACAAAACUUUACCAUGAUACUGUUGCAUUUCAAGACUUUUAAUCUCUCAGAAACUUAAAUAGUCUCACUUUACAACCUCCCUAGAGUUGAGUUUUACCAUUUCUGAAUCCAUUUAGCCAGUCUUCGGGUCUGCCGAGAGCACUUUUAGCUUAGCUUAGCAUAAAUCAUUGAAUCAGAUUAGACCGUUAGCAACUCGCUCAAAUAUUUCAAGACUUUUAUUAACAAAAACGUUAAAUAGGCUUAUUUUACAGCUCCCCUAGAGUUGAAGAGUUGAGUUUUACCAUUUUUUAAUCCAUUCAGCCGAUCUCCAGGUCUGGCAAGAGCACCUUUAGCUUAGCUUAGCAUAACUCAUUGAAUCAGAUUAGACCGUUAGCUUCUCGCUCAAAUAUUUCAAGACAUUUGAUCCCACAAAAAGUUAAAUAGACUCACUUUACAGCUCCUCUUGUUGAAGAGUUGAGUUUUAUCGUUUUUGAAUCCAUUCAGCUGAUAUCAAGGUCUGGCGAGAGCACUUUUAGCUUAGCUUAGCAUAAAUCAUUAAAUUGGAAUAGACUGUUAGCAUCUCGCUCAAAUGUUUUAAGACUUUUAAUAACAAAAACGUUAAAUAGGCUCAUUUUACAGCUCCCCUGGAGUUGAUGAGUUGAGUUUUACUAUUUAUGAAUCCAUUCAGCUGAUCUCCGGGUCUGGCAAGAGCACUUUUAGCUUAGUUUAGCAUAAAUCAUUGAAUCAGAUUAGACCGUUAGCACCUUGCUAAAAUAUUUCAAGACUUUUAAUUCCACAAAAAGGUAAAUAGUCUCACUCUACAGCUCCUCUUGUUAAAGAGUUGAGUUUUACCGUUUUUAAAUCCAUUCUGCCAAUCUCCAGUUCUGGCGAGAGCACUUUUAGCUUAGUUUAGCAUAAAUCAUUGAAUCGGAUUAGACCGUUAGCAUCUCGUUCAAAUAUUUCAACACUUUUAAUCCCACAAAAAGUUAGAUAGGCUCACUUUACAGCUCCUCUAGAGUUGAUGAGUUGAGUUUUACCAUGUUUUGAAUUUAUUCUGCCAUACUCCGGUUCUGGCGAGAGCACUUUUAGGUUAGCUUAGCAUAAAUCUUUGAAUAGGAUUAGACCGUUAGCAUCUCGCUUAAAUAUUUCAAGACUUUUUAACCAACAGAAAGUUAAUCAGGCUCACUUUACAGCUCCUCUAGAGUUGAUGAGUUGAGUUUUACCCAUUUUAAAUACAUUCAGCCGAUCUUCGGGUCUGGCAAGAGCACUUUUAGCUUAGCUUAGCAUAAGUCAUUUAAUCGGAUUAGACCGUUAGCAUUUCGUUCAAAUAUUUCAAGAAUUUUAAUCUCACAAAAAGUUAAAUAGACUCACUUUAAAGCUCCUCUAGAGUUGAUGAGAUGAGUUUUACCGUUUUUGAAUCCAUUAUGCCAAUCUCCGGUUCUGGCGAGAGCACUUAUAGCUUAGCUUAGCAUAAAUCAUUGAAUCGGAUUAGACCAUUAGCAUCUCGUUCAAAUAUUUUAAGACUUUUAAUCCCACAAAAAGUGGCUCACAAAAAAAUUGUGGCUUACAAUCCACAGCUUCUGCUAUUAUGGUUGGACCUGCUGCUUCUCUGAGGAGUUUCAGCCGAAUCCAGCACUGAACUGGGAGAGAUUCUGGAAGCUCUCCUUUAUCAAAUGCUAAAGCUAUAUCUGUUUUAUAAUUCUCUAGAACAUAACUAAAUUAAACUGUAAGCUCUUCUCUAUUUGUAUCGUGUCCAGAAGAAGCUCUGUAGAAACAGCAGCAUUUGGACGCCAUUUUAGCUUUUUCUACUGUAACAUUACAGCGCCUCUGGCCACGCCCCUUCACUGCGCAGGGUGUGUGUGCAUAACCUGAAGGGUUUAUGACAUCAUUAACCCGGAUGUAUUUUUUGUAGUCCCAAAAGUUCGUUGGCUGCAGGCUUGGCUAAGCUAACUCUGUAAAAGCCAACGUCUCCCUUUGCUUUGAGCUUUGAGCGUCUCACAUGCAGAGAUGUUUAUGUGCACACAGCUACAUUACACAACUAAAGCUUAUUAAAUGAUAGUGUAAUGGACCACCCUUUUAAUGGAGAUUGAUUAGGGAUUAUUGAUUAUUAUUUUUUCAUUAAAUAUUCCGUUUCGUCAUGCAAAAUGAUUCAAACACUUUAAAUGUGUAAGGAAUAAGAAUGUUCUGGAUUUGGGGAAUAUAUCACAUUGGUUUCUUCCCAGGCAUGAAGAAAUUUGAAGCAACACAAGGUGAGUCAAGAGUGGCUUUUCAUUUUUGGUUGAACUAUUCCUUGUAAAUGCCUUUUGUUUCAGGUCUUCACUGUUUUUGAAUGAAGAUUGGUGUGUUUUUAUUAUUAUUAUUCAUUCUCCUGUGUAUGUACUGUUGUUGUAACAUUGUGUAAAAGCUAAAUUAAUGUGCUGUCGGGUGAUAGUCAAUGUAAAGAGUCUGUCAUGCACAGGACCAGCGUUGAAUGGUGCCAAGCUUUAUUCACCCAUUCAGUGGUUUUAUGUGUCAGGGCACUUGUCAUUUGUUUGAUCUGUGUGCUGGCCCUGGGCUUUAAUAAUGAUCUGUUUCGAGCAAUGUAAGUGGAUUUGGUGUUCUUUUAUAUGUGGAGUGCUCUGAUGAGGUUUCUGCUAUGAUGGAUUUUAGAGACGCUGCAUGUUACGAUUGUUACAGUGCCUGAAACUGAGCUAGGUGGCGCUAGGCAGCUCUUCGCAGUGGCUACAGAAGUGUGGAAAUCCUCAUCGUAAGCAUGGUGACCUAUUUUUCUCAAAUUAAAAAAACAAAGUGUCUCUUCUGCUGUAUGUUGUGAGUAGCAAUAGUUGUUCAUUGAGUGCAGGGAAGGUGUUCAUAUGUGCCGAAUAAAACAAUAAAGAAAUAAUAAAGA